Saprolegnia parasitica CBS 223.65 is the source of this 1701-nucleotide messenger RNA. RefSeq lists its product as hypothetical. The transcript has 7 exons. The record is from RefSeq and is a predicted model, not a curated record. Gene Ontology annotation, biological process: vesicle-mediated transport. Bases 15 to 1640 code for a protein of 541 amino acids. Gene Ontology annotation, cellular component: cytosol; endocytic vesicle. Lineage: Eukaryota; Oomycota; Saprolegniomycetes; Saprolegniales; Saprolegniaceae. Gene Ontology annotation, molecular function: guanyl-nucleotide exchange factor activity; small GTPase binding.
UCCGUAAAGUGAAGAUGGCUGAGAACGCUGUCGGUAACGAUGCAAGCAUGCGGCGCUGCAAGGUCGUCUGCGAGGACGACGGCAGCCACCGCAGCAACCAAGACGACGAGCUGCCUGUUGACGACGCCCACGAAGCGCUGGCCAAGGAGGUCUACCUUCUGCGCAAGGAGCGCGACGAUCUCCAAGGGGCGCUCAAGGCCCGCGACAUGGAGCUCACCGCGCUCCGCGAGCGCUACGAGCUCUUGCUGACCGCGGUCGAGCAGCAAGACGAAGCGAUCGCCGCCAUUUAUGCGACAACGGGCGCGCCCAAUGCGACGCAAGCGCUCGAGCAGUACUCGGCGAUCCGCGAGUCGUGCAUGCUGCUCACGGCGCAAAAGAAGAUGGGGCGCACAGCGCACGAGAUGCUCCAGGCGCACUUGGACUCGAUGGGCUUCGAGGGCCUCGACGUGGCGCCCGUCGUGGCCGCGCUCCAGGAGCAAAACCCCGGUAGCAGUGGCCGCCACGACCUCGCGCUGCUCAACUCGGCGCUGGACCAGCUCUUGUACGCACCGAGUUCGUCCAACAACACGAACGACGACAGCGCGACGACACACGAAGCCUCUUCGCUCUCGCAUCUCGCGACCACAGGGUUUCUUCGGCGCAAGAGCGGCCGCCUCAGCGUCAGCGACUUUGGUCUUCUCGAGACCAGCAGUCCGCGGCGCAACUCGGAUCCGCUCUUCACUGACGACGACGACGACGCGAUGGCAUCGACGCCGGAGGCGCAGAACGAGCCGGUCGAAGAGCUCACGUACAAUGGGUUUCUCGAGCGCCUGAGCCUUCCAGGGUCCCGCGAUCUCGUGGACCAUAUCCGCCGCUUCUUGGGCUCGAUCCUAGGGCCGCGCGGUGACGGCCAGCCACCAACGUCGAGCCAUUUUGUCGACUACCCGUUCUGCGGCAACGCCGACUUUCAAGCGCGCUGCGAGGGUUUCUUCCGCAGCAUCAACGAGCUCCUCGCGCAACACCCGGCGUGGCGCCACGCCCCCGAGCCGACGCUCGUGGCGGCGCGCGACGGCAUUGAGAAAUACGUCAUGGACAAGCUCGCCGACAUUCCGCUGACGCAGCUCCCGCGCAGCCUCGAGUGGCGGCAAGAGGACGCGGUGCUCUGGCGGCGCAUGCAGACUCUCUCGUUUGUGACGCCGGAUAUGCUCGACAUCAAGCCGUGUAUGCGCAACGAGGUCGUGUGGUCCAUCGCGACGGACGAGCUCCGGCGCAUGAACGCCGUGCGGUCGCCUGGCGACAAGAUCCACUGCAUCGUGCGCUGCUGCAGCAUCAUCUUUAGCGUCCUCAACCUCUCGCGCGGCGACGACUCACUCAACCGCCCGGGGGCCGACGACUUUUUGCCCGUCUUUAUUUACAUUGUGCUCCACUCGCAGAUCCCAGGUCUCUACUCGAACGCAGAGUACAUUGCCGCAUACCGCCACCCGGCCGAUCUCAUGUCCAAGGCGGGCUACUGCUUUGUCAACCUUCGGAGUGCGAUCGAGUUCAUCUUGGUGCUCGAUGCGUCGAUGCUGACGAUCGCUCCGGACGAGUUCAACCGAUUGCUCGCCGAUGCCGAUGCCGCCUUGCCACCGGGCACAGACGCCGUGACCGCCAGUACCUAGUAAAUAUGGUAGUAGUAGUGUGCAGUAUGAUAUACCCUAGCGUCCUAUCUGCAUGUACCGC